UCAUCAGUUUAGCGACCAUAAAGCUUCAAUAAAGGUUAUUGAAAAAGAAACACAGCGCUUCCGGGUCCUGUUGAGUCCGCAGUCCCAGCUGAGCGUCAGAAAACACAGCAGCGACACGAUGAGUACCGAGAAAUACCCCAGGUCUUCUAUCGAAGACGACUUCAACUAUGGCACCAACGUCGCCACAGCCAGUGUCCAGAUACGAAUGGACUUCCUGAGGAAGGUGUACAGCCUCCUGAGCUUGCAGAUCAUUCUGACCACGGCCACCUCCGCUCUGUUCAUGUUUUCUCAAACCAUCAAGGAUUUCGUGCACGCCAGUCCUGCCGUGGUUUUGGUUUCGGCCCUGGGCUCUCUGGUUCUCCUGCUGGCCCUGGCCGUGUACAGGCACAAACAUCCAGUCAACCUCUACCUGCUGCUUGUAUUUACCCUGCUGGAGGCGGUUUCUGUGGCCACAGCCGUGACCUUCUAUGAAUACUCCACUGUGCUGCAAGCCUUGUUCCUGACCUGUGCUGUGUUUGCUGGACUGACAGUCUACACCUUCCAGUCCAAGAGAGACUUCAGCAAAAUGGGAGUUGGCCUGUUUGCCUGCCUGUGGAUCCUCCUCAUUGCAGGCUUCAUGAAGUUCUUCUUCAACAGUGACAGCACAGAGCUGGUAAUGUCCGGCGCCGGGGCUCUGGUCUUCUGCGGCUUCAUCAUCUAUGACACAUUCCUGCUAAUGAAGCAGCUCUCCCCUGAGGAGCACAUCCUGGCCUCCAUCAACCUCUACCUGGACAUCGUCAACCUCUUCCUGCACAUCCUGCGUCUCCUCGACUCCAUGAAGAAGCACUAAGAGCUUUAUUCAGCUGCCGACUCCAUAUUCAGCCUCACUGGAAAGCCACAGAUUCGCCCGCUCUGUGAUUGUCUUGUGUUAGUGUGAGUUUUGCUGCCCUGACGUUAAUCAGAGGUGAGAAUUUUCAGGAGGAAUCUUCUUAAAUAAAAUAAAACUCUGUGCUUGGUGAACUCUUUCCAGGUGGCUGUAGGACUUGCUUCUUUUUAUUUGUGGUUGCUGGUGUCCUUAUCAAAUUGAAACCACAAUUUACUCAUGUUAUGAGACUGCUCACCAACUUAAAAAGGUUCUUCAUUGUAGAGCCCACUUGCGCCCCCAGCUGGCCAAAUGGCUGCUUACCUUGUUUUGUCGGCCUUUUUCUUAUAUAUUGUUAUGUACAUCUCAGAGGGAGUAUUACUAAUAUAUUCUAAAAUUACAGUUAUUGUUGAAUGUUUUCCAUGUCAUAAAUAUCUUGUUAAUAUUGCACCAAUGCACCCUUGUAUAUGUUAAUGUUGUAAAAUAUAAGAAGUAGAUGACACGUGUUGGUUUCCAUGAAGGUUGGGUGCAUGUCUGGGUUUUUUGAUUCCUGUGAUUGUACAUACUGUAUUUUUAUGGUGUAAAUGUAACCCUGGGGAACCAAACUCUGAUUGUUAAGCAUUGAAGUUGAUGAAGAAUUGAAUCUGAAUAUUUUUAAUAAAUAUUAUUUGAUUCCA
Messenger RNA from Paralichthys olivaceus (Japanese flounder), 1518 nucleotides. RefSeq names its product transmembrane BAX inhibitor motif containing 4 (gene tmbim4). Gene Ontology annotation, biological process: negative regulation of apoptotic process. The record is from RefSeq and is a predicted model, not a curated record. NCBI's taxonomy places the organism in Eukaryota, Metazoa, Chordata, Actinopteri, Pleuronectiformes, Paralichthyidae.